This is a messenger RNA of Ambispora leptoticha, 186 nucleotides long. NCBI's taxonomy places the organism in Eukaryota, Fungi, Glomeromycota, Glomeromycetes, Archaeosporales, Ambisporaceae. The record is from the annotation of a GenBank genome assembly.
GAUACAACUGCAAUGCAAGGGCAUACCAACAUUAAAACACCAACCAAUUCGGAUGAAAGCUGGAAGUGGUAUUAUAUAUCACAAAACCUAGUUGGGAGUAACUCAGUUACGCAACAUAGCCUGUACCCGACCAACACACAGGAGCCUCCAUAUAAAGGUAUAGAAGACACAGCAUUCCAAUUCUGA